AUGGAUGAUCUCUACGAUGAAUUUGGUAACUACAUCGGGGGCGCAGAAGAGUCGGAUGAGGAAGUGCAACAUGAGCAGACUCAGCCGCAAUCUUUUUCUUUCGAAGAGGCUUUUGAGGAGGAUGAGGAUGAGGACGAGACUAAUGAGCAACAGUUGAUGCAGGUCGAUGAGGGUCCUUCAAAUGCCGUUGUUUUACAUGAAGAUAAACAAUACUACCCUAGUGCGCAGCAGGUAUAUGGGACAGAUGUUGAAACGCUUGUACAAGAAGAAGACACGCAGCCGCUGUCUGAGCCGAUAAUUGCCCCGGUCCAACAAAAGAGGUUCGCGUUUGAGGAAGCCGAAUUGCCACCAGUUUACUAUUCACGAGAGUUUAUGACCGAUUUACUCAAUUUCCCAGACCAGACAAGGAAUAUCGCGGUUGUCGGCCACCUCCAUCAUGGAAAAACGGCGUUUAUGGAUAUGCUCGUGGCGCAAACGCACGAUUUGACCGAGCGUCUAGAAAAGCGAAUAGGCCGACGGAAGGAGGAGCAGCUUCGGUAUACUGACAUCCAUUUCCUGGAGCGCGAACGAGGACUUUCCAUCAAGUCUGCGCCGAUGAGCUUGAUUCUUCAAAACACAAAAGGAAAAUCCCAUCUUUUCAACAUCCUUGACACGCCGGGACACGUAAACUUUGUGGAUGAGGUAGCUGCAUCAGUGCGACUAGCGGAUGGUGUGGUACUCGUGGUUGACGUCGUGGAAGGGGUACAGGCCAAUACAGAACAAAUAAUCAAGCAUGCCGUCCUGGAGGACCUCCCAAUGACGAUGGUUGUGAACAAGAUGGACAGAUUGAUUCUGGAGCUGAAGAUCCCACCCAACGAUGCCUACUUCAAGCUGAAACAUGUGAUUGAGGAAGUGAACACGGUAAUCGAGAAUGUUUUACCGGGCCAAGGCGAAAAGAAACGACUAAGUCCUGAGAAAGGAAACGUUGCUUUCGCGUGUAGUUCCAUGAAUUGGUGCUUCACAUUGCAGUCAUUCGCCAAGACAUAUGCCGACUCUUACCCUCAAAUCGAUACGAACGAGUUUGCUCGACGUCUUUGGGGUGAUGUUUUCUUCAAUCAAAAUAGCCGAAAAUUCAUGCGGAAAGGAGCCGAGGAGAACUCGAGGCGUACCUUUGUGAAAUUCGUCCUGGAACCCAUCUACAAGCUCUACUCGCACACGAUUAGUGAAAGUCCGGAAGACCUGAAGGAAACGCUUGCGAGCGUGGGCAUCAACCUUAAGCCUUCACAGCUGAAGACCGAUGCCAAGGAGCUACUUAGUUUGGUCUGUGAACAAUUCUUUGGUCCUGCAACUGGCCUCGUGGACAUGAUUAUCCAGCAUGUCCCAUCCCCGGUGGAGGGCGCGCAAAAGAAACUUGAUCGGUACUACACGGGCCCACUCGAUACGAAGGUAGGAGCUGCCAUGGCCGCCUGUGACGCUGAUGGUCCCCUUGUUGUCCAUGUUACGAAGCUCUUCAACACCACAGAUGCCGCCAGCUUCCAUGCAUUUGGAAGAAUUAUGAGUGGCACAGCACGGCCUGGCCAGCAGGUUCGAGUGUUGGGCGAAGGCUAUACACCCGAAGAUGAGGAAGACAUGGUUAUUGCAACCAUUUCCGACACAUGGAUCGCAGAAACGUGCUAUAACAUUCCGACGAGCGGUGUCCCUGCGGGUAAUUGGGUGCUUCUAGGGGGUGUGGAUGAUUCCAUUGUCAAGACCGCAACCCUGAUGCCUCUCAAACUCGAGGAUGACGAGGAAGCCUACAUCUUCAGGCCUAUUCGGCAUAUCACCGAGUCUGUAUUCAAAGUUGCGGUUGAGCCGGUCAAUCCAUCCGAAUUACCCAAGAUGCUUGAUGGCCUGCGCAAGGUCAACAAGAGCUACCCUCUAAUAUCCACCAAAGUGGAAGAGUCUGGUGAGCAUGUGGUCUUGGGUACUGGCGAGCUCUACAUGGAUUGUGUACUUCAUGAUCUCCGUCGACUGUACUCGGAGAUGGAAAUCAAGGUGUCAGACCCUGUCACGCGCUUCUGUGAAACUGUCGUCGAGACCUCUGCUAUCAUGUGCUACUCCAUCACACCAAAUAAGAAGAAUAAGGUCACCAUGAUUGCAGAGCCAUUGGAUGAUGGUAUCGCCGAGGAUAUCGAGAGUGGUAAGGUCAGCAUCAAGGACCCUAUCCGAAAGGUAGCACGUUACUUUGAGGAUAACUACGAGUGGGACAAGCUCGCUGCCAGAAGCAUAUGGGCCUUUGGUCCGGAUGAAAUGGGGCCGAAUAUACUCCAAGAUGACACGCUACCAUCACAAGUCGACAAGAAGCUUCUUGGAUCAGUCAGAGAUUCUAUUACGCAAGGCUUCGGUUGGGGUACCAGGGAGGGCCCACUUUGUGAAGAGCCUAUUCGAAAUGCCAAAUUCCGGCUUACCGACGUUUCUCUUGCUGAUCAAGCAAUUUAUCGAGGAGGCGGUCAGAUUAUUCCCACGGUCCGACGUGCCAUCUACUCGUCUUUCCUUAUGGCAUCUCCUCGCCUUAUGGAGCCCAUUUAUUCAUGCAAUAUGACAGGCCCUGCUGACGCCGUUGCAUCUGUGUACACGGUUCUCUCACGCAGGAGAGGACAUGUCCUUUCGGACGGGCCAAUUGCCGGAACUCCACUUUAUUCAGUCCGUGGAUUGAUCCCUGUGAUCGACUCCUUUGGUUUUGAGACUGAUCUUCGAAUCCACACUCAGGGACAGGCUGCGGUCAGUCUUGUUUUCGAAAAGUGGAGCGUGGUUCCCGGAGAUCCCCUGGAUCGUGAUGUCAAACUCAGACCUUUGGAGAUGGCACCGGCUAUGGCCACUGCCCGGGAUUUUGUCUUGAAGACAAGACGACGAAAGGGUUUGGCGGAGGAUGUGACGGUGAGCAAAUUUUUGGAACCGGAGCUCUGGAAGAGCUUGAAGGAAAGUGGCGUUCUGGACUCUUAA
Aspergillus ruber CBS 135680 is the source of this 2961-nucleotide messenger RNA. Its product is annotated as 116 kDa U5 small nuclear ribonucleoprotein component. The record is from RefSeq and is a predicted model, not a curated record. Gene Ontology annotation, biological process: mRNA splicing, via spliceosome. Gene Ontology annotation, molecular function: translation elongation factor activity; GTPase activity; GTP binding. Gene Ontology annotation, cellular component: U4/U6 x U5 tri-snRNP complex; U2-type catalytic step 2 spliceosome; cytosol. NCBI's taxonomy places the organism in Eukaryota, Fungi, Ascomycota, Eurotiomycetes, Eurotiales, Aspergillaceae. The transcript has 4 exons. The coding region runs from base 1 to 2961 and encodes 986 amino acids.